Messenger RNA from Brassica rapa (field mustard), 2185 nucleotides. RefSeq names its product annexin D4. NCBI's taxonomy places the organism in Eukaryota, Viridiplantae, Streptophyta, Magnoliopsida, Brassicales, Brassicaceae. Gene Ontology annotation, biological process: response to heat; response to salt stress; response to water deprivation. The record is from RefSeq and is a predicted model, not a curated record. Gene Ontology annotation, cellular component: cytoplasm; plasma membrane. Gene Ontology annotation, molecular function: calcium-dependent phospholipid binding; calcium ion binding; phosphatidylserine binding.
UCAUGUCAUCUAACAUUAUAUAAUUCUAAAUAUUUACAAAAUCAAAUUUAAUAAAAAAACACUUUAGCAAAUCAUUUGUUAAAACAAAAUUAUUAUAUUUACGUUAAAUUAUUUUUUAUUACAUUAAUAUAUUAGAAGUUUCUUUCAUCUCUUAAAAUAUUAUUAAAGAUCAUUUUUUUUCUACCAUGUCAACCAAAUGCCGGGUCACACUUGAUUGCAUGUUUUUUUUGAAGUUUGCAUGCUUUAAAUUAACGAGUUUUCAUUAAAUCUAAACCAGCUUAUGUACAAGUCAUCGUGUUUACUGGUUCGACGACGGGUCCAAACUUGAUAUAAAAGUAUUGUUGUCAUCUAAUUGAAAAUAAUUUAUUUUAAAAUAAUAGACGCACUGAGUCUGAUCAAUCCACAUAAUGUUUUUGAAAAAAGUAAUCAAACGAUUAAAAAUAUAAUUACAUUAACUAAGUAAAUAAAAAUAAUAUUUUUUUUGAUAUAAUAAAAUUUUGUAACAUAAUAAUGUAUAAUAAGACUAAAAUACUAAUUCAUAUCAUAUAUUUUAUCAACUGAAAAAUAAUCCGCGCUUUUAAGCGCGGGUCAAAAUCUAGUACAUAAUUAUAGAUAUGAUGAUAUAUGUAUGUACUUAAGACCGUUUUAUGUAAUGGUCAAACUUAAAAAAUUCAGUUAAAACAGAAAAAAAAAACAGUAAGUUUUAAUUUGUCUUGGACUACUGUAAUUCAAUUUGUGCUUGCAAAACAGUUGUUAAAACUUAAAAGAUGUAAAAUAAUAAAUUUCGUGGGCGUUACUUCUUGUUACAACAAUGCACCUAGCGUUUGUCUUAAAUCUGAACACAAAACUAUUAAAGUAAACAAAUAAUUAUUGAUGUACCGAAAACACCCUUUUCUCUGUAAUCCGCAUCGUAUAAAAUGACUUGUGUCUCUUCAAUAGCUCUCCACAAAAAAACAAAUCAAAGCUAGAAAAAAUAAUAUCAAGAUAAAUGGCUCACACUCUCGAUCUCGAAAGCAUUGUUGAAGCAUUCUCAGGAAAAAAUGUAGGAAUGGGAGUUGAUGAGAAAGCAUUGAUAAGUACACUGGGGAAUUCACACAAGGAUCAUCGAAAGUUGUUUAGGAAAGCAAGCAAAAGUUUCUUUGUGGAAGAUGAAGAAAGAGCUUUCGAGAAGUGCCAUGAUCAAUUUGUCAAACAUCUCAAGCUUGAGUUCUCUCGCUUCAAUAAUGCGGUGGUCAUGUGGUCGAUGCAUCCAUGGGAGAGGGACGCGAGGGUGGUGAAGAAAGCACUAAAGAAAGGAGAUGAAUGUUACAGCCUCAUCGUGGAGGUGGCAUGCACUCGCUCCUCUGAUGAUCUCCUAGGCGCACGCAAAGCUUACCACUCACUCUUCGACCAGUCGAUGGAAGAAGACAUUGCCUCUAACAUCCACGGCUCUCGCCGCAAGCUGCUUGUAGGCCUCGUGAGUGCUUACAGAUACGAAGGGAACAAGGUGAAUGAUGAUUUAGCUAAAUCUGACGCUAAGAUUUUGGCCGAGGCGGUGGCUUCUCCAGGAGAGAAAGCCAUUGAGAAUGAUGAGGUUGUUAGGAUUCUGAGCACAAGAAGCAAACUUCAUAUCCAACAACUCUACAAACACUUUAACCAAAUCAAUGGCUCUGAUCUUCUUGGGGGUGUAUCUGACUCUUCAAUCCUCAAUGAUGCAUUGCUUUGCUUGCUCAAACCCUCUGUGUACUUCAGCAAGAUUUUGAAUGCGUCUUUGAACAAAGAUGCGGACAAGGGUACCAAGAAGUGGUUGACGAGAGUGUUCGUUACGAGAGCGGAUCAUAGUGAUGAGAUGAAGGAGAUCGCAGAAGAGUAUAAUCAGCGCUACGGUGAGACGUUAGCCCAAAAUAUUCAAGAGAAGAUUAGAGGAAACUACAGAGAUUUCUUGCUCACACUGCUAUCCAAAUCGAACUGAUCUCGGUUGAGAAAGUAUUCUCUAGACUUUUUGUUACCAAAAGUUUGAUUUCCUUUUGGUUUUGUGUUUCUAUUCCAACAUUUGCGUUUUCUAUACCCUUUUGAUUUGAUAAUAAAGAGUUCUUGUCGUUGGUGACAUGAUUCAGUGAGAGAAGAAGAGUGUGUUCAUGUUAAACUCAGUUUUCAUGUCUUAUGUUCACAUUUCCAAUAUAUGAAAACAUAACACUUUUAUGCA